AUGGCUCCUAUCAAAGUCGGCAUUAUCGGCUACGGCUUUUCUGGCAAGAGCUUCCACCUCCCGUUCAUCACGGCCAUCCCAGACUACGAGGUCAUAGCCAUCUUCCAGCGAGCUGAGGCUCCCUCAGACCCGGCAUCCGCCCCCAAGGGCUCACACUGCACUGUUGACUACCCAAAGGCCAAGCAUCACCGCACAGCCGACGACUUUUUUGCCGACACUGAAAUCCAAUUUGUUGUGGUUGCAACUCACACCGACACGCAUUCUUUUUUUACUAAGAAAGCGCUUCUUGCAGGCAAACAUGUGAUUGUGGACAAGCCGUUUGCAAUGUCUUCAGAUGAAGCCGACGAGAUGAUCAAGUUAUCCGCUGAAAAAAGCCUCAUCCUCACGUGCUUUCAGAAUAGGCGAUGGGACGGUGAUUUCCAAACGCUCCGCCACCUCAUCAGUGUUGGCGCGCUGGGCGACAUCAAGGAAGCUGAGAUUCACUACGACUUUGAAUCUCCCCCGUGGUUAUCCAAGAUGACCGACAAGAAAUAUACGCCUGGCUCGGGCAUGGCUUUUGGUCUCGGGACCCAUAGCAUCGACCAGGCUCUGGUCCUCUUCGGCCGGCCGCAGUCUGUGACGGGCUUCUUCCGCACCCAGCGUGACAUCGAGAGCGAGGUCGAAGACUCUUUCACGAUUAUCCUGCAGUACAGCGGGAGCCAGAAAGACCUGCUCGUAACUGUCAAGACAUCUGUCACUACCUCUAUGGCAAAGCAGCUCAAGCAACUCGUCCGAGGAACAAAGGGGUCUUUCGUCAAGUUCCAACAACGCAGCACCUGCCCUCAAGAGGAGCAUAUCGAGGCCGGGAAGAAGCCACUCGACGAAGGGUUUGGUCUCGAAGAUGAGAAAAUGCACGGCAUCCUUACCACACGCGAAGAGUUUGACAGCAGUGUCCAGACCUAUGAUCCGGAGACGAAGAAGUACACGGGCCCGUACCCCAGUAUUACUGGGCGCUGGAUGGGCUUAUACGAGAAUGUCGCGGAUGCUAUCAAUGGCAAGGCAGAGUUGGCUGUUAAGCCGACGCAGUCAAGGGAUGGGCUGAGGGUGUUAGAGCUUGCAAGAGAGUCGCACGAGAAAGGUGUCACAGUUCAGUGGAAGUGA
Molecule: messenger RNA, 1140 nt
Organism: Diaporthe batatas
Lineage: Eukaryota; Fungi; Ascomycota; Sordariomycetes; Diaporthales; Diaporthaceae
Exons: 5
Coding region: 1-1140 (379 amino acids)
Molecular function (GO): nucleotide binding
Source: RefSeq, a predicted model, not a curated record